CCAUUUCAGUCCCGGAGUUUCUUGUUGCACAUUACUUUUCUGGGCUUUUCCUGCGGUUUUAGCACUUGUUCGGCGCACAGUUUCUAACUUGUGCAGCAGCGACUGCUCAGCUGACACCCCCGCCUCGACGUUACCGCUGGAAGUUGUUGAAGUCGCUGGCGUUUCGGCGGGUUUUUUUCUCCGGCGACGGUGUCAGUCAACCAAAGUUUUUGUAUGAGUUGCGGAUAGGGAGAGGCGAAGGGGAAAAGGCCUCAAGCCUCGGACGGGAUUUCUCACAGCCAUGGCCGGUAAUUUUGAUGCCGAAGACCGUGCAAGCUGGUACUGGGGCAGAUUGAGCCGUCAGGAGGCGGUUUCUCUCUUGCAGGGCCAGCGGCACGGUGUUUUCCUGGUGCGGGACUCUAUCACCAGCCCCGGAGACUACGUGCUGUCCGUCUCAGAGAACUCCAAAGUGUCCCAUUAUAUAAUCAACAGCAUCAGUAACAACCGGCAAUCUGGCACAGGUUUGGCUCCUCCACGGUUUCGGAUCGGAGAUCAGGAGUUUGACGCGCUGCCAAACCUGCUGGAGUUCUAUAAGAUCCACUAUCUGGACACCACUACUCUCAUAGAACCUACAAGUAAGGCUAAGCACGCGGGCUUCGUCAGCUCCACCGCUGCGGGGGCGCCCCAGUCCGACGAGGCAGAGUUUGUCCGGGCGCUGUUUGACUUCCCCGGGAACGAUGAAGAGGACCUGCCGUUCCAUAAAGGCGACAUCCUGCGUGUGCUGGAGAAGCCCGAGGAGCAGUGGUGGAACGCGGCCAACCAGGAUGGCCGGGUCGGGAUGAUUCCGGUUCCCUACGUGGAGAAAUACCGGCCCGCCUCGCCCACCGCUGCCGGUCUGGGUCCCGCCGCUGUGGGGACUGUACAGGGGGGACAUGUUGGUGGGGUAGCAGGCAACCCAGAUGGAACAGGGGCCCCUCAGGCCAACCCGCUAGGAGACCCGGGCCAGUACGCUCAGCCUGUGGUCAACACUCAGCUUCCCAACCUACAGAAUGGGCCCGUCUAUGCUCGAGCCAUUCAGAAGAGGGUGCCCAACGCUUACGACAAGACGGCUCUGGCUCUGGAGGUGGGCGACAUGGUGAAAGUGACCAAGAUCAACGUGAACGGCCAGUGGGAAGGCGAGUGCAAAGGCAAGCGGGGCCACUUCCCCUUCACCCACGUCCGACUGUUGGAACAGCACCACCCGGACGACGAGAGCUGAGAAGCACCGCCGGCCCCCCCCUGCACACCUGGAACCGACGUCGUCGUCGUCUCAGCCGGAGAGGAAAAGAAAAGGUUCACACAAGCACACGGUUUACGAGCAAAACUGGCCGCUCCCUCCAGACGCUGCCGAUGCCAAAUGGGCGGCUCUGCCUGCGGCCAUUUUUAUGGCCGUCAGUCAUACUAAGCGUUUACACUAAGGUCACUCUGAUAUCGGUCUGCCUGUCUCUGGUUUUCCUCUUAAGUCUCCCCCUUCCUCUCACAUCUGCACAGUUUCCACUUGAAGAUGAAACAACUUAUCAGAAUCAUGUUGAAAAGAUCAAAACAGGGUGGUGAACACAGGUUAUCUCCCUGGAAAAGCACCAAUGUCACACUUUGACCUCAAUGAGUCAAACAGGAGAAGAAAACCUCUUCCUGUAGUGUCAGAGGUGUAAAGAUGUUCAUCUUUGCUGCGUUCACACCCGUCUUUUUCAUUUCCUGUGUUGGUAUGCAGGCAGAACAACUGCAAUGAGGCUGCUUGGAAAGGAAGAAUUGUCAACAUCAGCUGUGUAUUAAUAUAAUUUGGAAACCAUCACAGUCUAAUUAUUUCUGCUUGAGCUGAGCUGCUGGUGUCCUGGCUCACAGUCGGGGUUUGGAAACAAACCUGUCGGUUUACAGUUGCGUGCCUGAAAUCACUGUGACGAGGUUACGCCUAUUAAAUUUGGUCUUGGCAAUGAGGAACUGACUUGUUGGUGUUUAAUAGUUUAGCGAUUCUGCACAAAUCAAUAAAACCUGCCAGCCCCAAAACAUUUUGAUCAACUGAAUACAAAUCAAAGACGUCAAGCGGGAAAGUAAAUGGUUCAAACUUCUAUUCCUGCGACAUGUUGGUUUCAAACAGCGCGUUGACCGAUAUCGGGUGAGCCCUAGUUUACAUACCUCAAGCCCAGUAUUUGAAGUCAACAGCACGCAUCCCGCAGCAGAGUCGGCCCACUGUUCCCUUCCCGUCGCUACCCGCCGCAUUUCAUUCACACAGCAGGAGGAGGGAGGAGAAGCCCGUGGCAUGCGGCGUCCGCAGCUUCUCUCACAGAAGCCAUGGAUCAGUGAGUUUUUGCUGUGACGGACUGUGAAACCAUUAAACACUUUAUCCGUUGCCCGGCGGAGAGAGGCGCUCCUCCUCACAGACGAUUUCACCCCGUUACAUCCCACACUACAAACCAAGCCCCCCCCCCCCCCCCCUUUUCUUUUGUAUAAAAAGUGGAAAAUAUUAUAAUAGAAUUGACUAUAUAUAUACAAACACACCUUACAUGCUAAAUACUGUAAACAAGUUUUCCUUUCUUUGGACUUUGUGUGUCACACCCUUUUGUUUUCUCCGUGUUCUUCUUGUCAAACACAUCGCGGAUGACUUGAAAUGCAGCAGUGUGAAAAGAACAAAAACGAGCUUCCUCUUACUCACCGAGGAGCGAUCAAUCCCCCCGAGGCUGCGUUCCGAGAUGAGAGGAGGAAAGGUUGAGGGAUUUUAUUUUUGGGCUUGUUUUCAUAUUCUCAUUUUGAGAUGCUUUCAAGAUAAAAUCCCCUUCGAAUGCCCAGUUAUUGCAUUUUUAAAGAAGUAUGGUCAGUUUAUGCCCACUCUUGAGCCGUGAAUGAUAUCCGCUCUUGCCCCUUUGUUUCAUCUUGGCUUUUUCAUGAUUGAAUACAUGUGAAGCUUUUAACACACUGAGAAUCAUAAAGUGUACCUAAACCACAAACUGUUACUGUCGGAUUUGUUCUUUGAACUUGACACCAUUUUACAACAUCCUGCUUGAGAAUCUGUUCUUUAUUUUCCCCCUUUUUCUUCAAGUCGCCCAGAGAAAGCAGCAGCAGCUUUGCUGAGUUUCUCGAUAUAAUCUCCGUUACUCCGGGUAAGCUGGCGAGCAUUAAUUAGGUGUCUUGAAACUGGUUGUAAAGUGGCAGCGACACUGAUAAAACACUGUUUUUGUGAGAUAAAAAAUCCUCCUGUGGUCCUAAUCUGACUGUUGGUUAAUUACAAAUAGUACCUUAUCAUCACUGAGUCGGAAGCUCAUUUAUCAUCCGUUUUAUUGUGUAAUAAUGCGUUAAGUGCUCCUUCAUGAUUCCAGUGCCUAUCUGAAGUAGUGUGAACCCCCCCCCCCCGUCGCAGACCUUGAGUAGUGGGAACUGAAGGCGUUGUCCAGGACGCCCAAGGACACGGAACACGGAAGCACUGCCAUCAGGAAAGGAAUUCCCACUCUGAAAACCUGUAAUUUGUAAUUCUCCGUUGUAUUAUGAAGUAUUUACACCCUUCUAGUUGAAGAAUCUUGCCAUGCCUGCCAAAGUUGAAGCCUUUUCCCACACCCCAUGUGUUUUGGAGAGUUUUUCUUGAGAAUCGAUGGAAUCAAAUAGAACUGAAGCAAAAUUUGAUUUGGUCUUUUAAUCAGAGUGGCUGUGGAUGAUGACAAGAAUCGAUGUCUGUAUUAUAGAUGAGGUUGAAAGCUCUUCUCCUUUUCUGUUGCUUCAAAAUGGCCCCAGAUUUGAUCAAGCUAACAUUUUGAGUGGAACUUAUUUUUCUUUUAAGAAAAAUCAACGAUACAAUUUCCUGAUCUGUGUAUCUCCUAUGAAUUUCAUGCAUCACACACCAGAUGGUCAGUCGUGCAACAGUCUUGAGUUUACAUUGUGUAGAAUUUCCCUCCAUUUAUUUUAUUUACAUGCAAAUUUUACAAAAAAAUAUUUUUGUACUCUUCAUUACUGCCAUAUUUUUAUCAGAAUUUUGAGCCACACAGUCUGUAUAGCCCUGUGUAUAUUGUAGUAAUAAAAAAAAAUAUAUGCAAUAUUCCAAAAUCUCCAUCUUCCACAAGUCUUUGCUCAAGAAAUGUUUGUGAAAAGUCCACUUAACACUAAAGUGAUUGACAACGGUCUUAAUAUUUAUAGUGUGCUGCUGCAGAUGUGUGUUGAAAUUCAAAGCAUUGUGCCUGAUGGGUUUUAUGCAUUAAAAGAUCGUUUUGGGGGAAUCCUAAAAUAUUCAAUGUGUCAUUUGUAAUGAAUUCAGCAACAUUGAUAAGAUUGAAAUGAAAACAGAACCUUGCUGCACCGGUGUGUUGAGGUGCCACUUGAUUUGUGUGUUUGUGUUGUAAUUCCUGGUAAGUGAUAUUUGGGCAUUGUGUUCGGAUGAACAGAACUCGAUCUGCGUCGGCCUUUUCUCGAGGGAAGCAACGCUUUUGAUAAAAGAAGAUUCUUUACUCCACUGUGCUUACAGCAGUCACACAGACUGAUGACUACUCAUUGUACUUUUCUUUUGAGACACCACUGAUAAUCCCACAAUAUGCACCUUAUCUCCUCUACGGCUCAAGAAAGUCUCGGCAUGCCAAAUAAUGUUUUACCCUCUUUUUUUUUUUCCUCGUUUCCAUCACAGUAAUGAUAAUUUUACCUUUGUGCCAUUUCACACAGACUUGAAGAGGAUCCGAACAAGCAAAAAUAGGAUUUUUUUUUUUUAAGAGAUUGUAAAAUGUGUUAUGAAAGCAUAUUAUUUUCAAGAUAAAUUACCGUUUUAUUUUCUGUAGCAUGUAAUGUGUUUAAUAUACCUAGUCAAUAAAACUAUACCAAAUUGUAA
This is a messenger RNA of Salarias fasciatus (jewelled blenny), 4816 nucleotides long. RefSeq names its product adapter molecule crk-like. Bases 281 to 1237 code for a protein of 318 amino acids. The transcript is spliced from 3 exons. Gene Ontology annotation, molecular function: signaling adaptor activity; receptor tyrosine kinase binding. Gene Ontology annotation, cellular component: cytoplasm. Gene Ontology annotation, biological process: cell migration; enzyme-linked receptor protein signaling pathway. The record is from RefSeq and is a predicted model, not a curated record. Lineage: Eukaryota; Metazoa; Chordata; Actinopteri; Blenniiformes; Blenniidae.